This is a messenger RNA of Erigeron canadensis, 1207 nucleotides long. Its product is annotated as anamorsin homolog. Gene Ontology annotation, biological process: iron-sulfur cluster assembly. Gene Ontology annotation, cellular component: cytoplasm. The coding region runs from base 169 to 990 and encodes 273 amino acids. Gene Ontology annotation, molecular function: iron-sulfur cluster binding. The record is from RefSeq and is a predicted model, not a curated record. Lineage: Eukaryota; Viridiplantae; Streptophyta; Magnoliopsida; Asterales; Asteraceae. The transcript is spliced from 9 exons.
CAUAAAAACGUGUUACCUCCACAAUUCCUAAUAAAUAAAUUGUGAACAUAUCUUCCUCCCAAAUAUUUCCCCCCGAUCACCGCCGUUUCCAUUUUCCGGUCAAUUCGUAUAUAUAUACACAUACCCACUGCUCAUCCAGAACAGAACUUAUCUCUAAUUGCGGUUGAAAUGGCCACACAAGGGUUUGAAGGUAGUGUGCUAGCACUUAUCGAGAAUGUGAUGAUGCCUCUUCAUGAAGUGCUAAAUGCUGUAAGAAUGGUGAAGAAGGAAGCAGCUGACAAAAUCAAUCCGCUAAUCGUCACACAAGCUUCAUCACUUAGUUCUUUGCCAAUGGACACAUCGUCUGUGGAUUUUAUUGUAUCAAUGGGUAGAUCACAAGAUUUUCCGAGUGGAAAGUUGUUUGAGGAUCUUUCACGGGUUUUGAAGCCCGGUGGAGAAAUAUUUGUUCAUCAAACUCUUGAUGCUGCCAAAGAGAAUGCAACAUCUUCCCUGGAGCGCAAGUUAUUAGUUGCAGGAUUUUCUGAUAUUGAGGUUGUUCGGAUGGCAGAGGUAUUGUCUGAAGGUCUACAGUCUUUUGGGGUUAAGGGAAAGAAACCUUCAUGGAAGAUUGGUUCAUCUUUUUCACUUAAGAAGCCGGUGAAAACUUUACCAAAAGUUCUGGUUAAUGAUGAUAUGGAUCUUAUUGAUGAGGAUAGUCUCUUAUCUGAAGAGGAUUUGAAGAAGCCUGAGCUCCUACCUAUUGGGGAUUGUGAAGUUGGAAAAACAAAGAAAGCAUGCAAGAACUGUGUUUGUGGACGCGCCGAACAAGAGGAAAAAGUACAAAAGUUGGGAGUCACCAUGGACCAGCUUGAAAAUCCGCAGUCAGCCUGUGGCAGUUGUGGAUUAGGUGAUGCAUUUCGGUGCAAUACUUGCCCUUACAAGGGUCUUCCUCCUUUCAAGUUAGGCGAGAAGGUGACCUUAUCCAACAAUUUUCUGGCUGCAGACAUCUAAGAUCCGAAAGAAGAGGGACAUACUUGAGAUCGCAUAUGGUGUUGGCUGACUUUUGCGCAAUAGUUAAAAAUAUCUAGAUAUACUUCAUUUCCUUUUAUUGUUCGGUUGUUCCCUGUUCAUUGUGGAUAUGCGUUUCAUUUUGACUUGGCAUUAAUUUGAAAGUGAACCAAUGACAAAUAAUCCUUACAAGAAGCAAUUACUAAGCUAAUUUGUACAA